CCCUUUGCCUGCUGAAACUCAAGACAUUAUCUACCCUUCUUUUCUUCCGUUUUGCUCAUAAUCCAACACACCAGGGAGGGGAAAAAUCAAAACCCAGAAAGGAGAAGCUGAAAAAGCUGAGAACUUUGGUCGGCUUUACCAAGGAAAAGUGAGUUUUUUUUUGUUGGUUUUGCAAGACGAAUAAGAAGAGAUAUGGGUGAGAAAGAUGAUGGCUUGGGGUUGAGUUUGAGUUUGGGAUGUGCUCAAAAUCCCAUGCCUUUAUCCUCAAUCCGCUUGCAAAAUCCCCAGCCCAACAACACUUGGAAUGAAUUUUUUCGGUUUUCUGAUCGAAAAUUUGAUACGAGGUCGUUUCUCAGAGGGAUCGAUGUGAACCGAGCAGCCACAACGGUUGAUUGCGAGGAGGAAGGUGGGGUGUCGUCUCCCAACAGCACCAUCUCAAGCAUAAGUGGGAAGAGGAACGAGAGAGACAACGCCGGUGAUGAAACCGAGGCCGAGAGAGCUUCUUGCACUCGGGCCAGUGAUGAAGAAAAUGGUGCUGCAGUUGAUGCCUCAAGAAAGAAGCUCAGGCUCUCGAAGAAACAGUCCUUGCUGCUCGAAGAGACCUUCAAGGAACACAGCACUCUUAAUCCGAAGCAAAAGUUGGCACUGGCAAAGGACUUGAAUCUGAGACCUAGGCAAGUGGAGGUUUGGUUCCAGAACAGAAGGGCCAGGACAAAGUUGAAGCAGACGGAUGUUGAUUGCGAGUAUCUCAAGCGAUGUUGCGAGAAUCUGAACGAGGAGAACCGGAGAUUGCAGAAGGAAGUGCAAGAUCUUAGAACAUUAAAACUCUCCCCACAGCUCUACAUGCACAUGAACCCUCCCACUACACUCACUAUGUGCCCGUCUUGCGAACGCAUGGUGGCUUCUUCGUCAUCGUCAAUGACGACGUCUUCUGUGGCAGCUGCCUCCUCCGUCCUGGCCCCUACUUCAGCCAUUCCGAACCAACAACGGCAGUUGCCUUUUAGUCCUUGGGCAGCAAUGCCGAUUAGUCAUCGACCCUUCAGUCCGGCCCCUGCUUCUAGAUCAUAAUUAUAUAUGAUAAUCAAUGAUGGGUACUGAUUAUAGGUAGUUCUAGUU
Molecule: messenger RNA, 1116 nt
Organism: Hibiscus syriacus
Lineage: Eukaryota; Viridiplantae; Streptophyta; Magnoliopsida; Malvales; Malvaceae
Product: homeobox-leucine zipper protein HAT3-like
Exons: 5
Coding region: 193-1068 (291 amino acids)
Biological process (GO): regulation of DNA-templated transcription
Cellular component (GO): nucleus
Molecular function (GO): sequence-specific DNA binding; DNA-binding transcription factor activity, RNA polymerase II-specific
Source: RefSeq, a predicted model, not a curated record